GUGGGUGGUCUUUCUUCCUGCUGCUGAAUUGUAAACCAAGGGGACCGAUCGAGAAUGAAGCACCAAGGGACCGGAGGGCUCAGGGUACAGUUUGGUGAGGCGGCCGUGGAAAGCAGUUGCGGUUGCUGUCGAAGAAUGGUCGAGUGAGGAGCAUUGAGUGCAUGCGAGACCGUGCGCUUCGCGCAUUUACAGGUCGCCCAUUACGGGUCACCGGUCACCGUUGUGUCCGGCUUCCUGAAGGGCUGUCGGACAACGAUCUUGCCUUGGCCUGUGCAAAGCAUGUCGAGAUGACGUUCCAGUGGAGCGCAUGCUUGUCGGCGAAGGGAUACCGCAGACACUCCUGGGAAUGGUCCUCCCAACUGCGGUUCAAGGGCAGUAAGAGGCGGAAAUCCCACCAGGAGAGUCCUGAAACCUCGCAGGGUACCCAGGUUGGAGUGGACUUUCACUCAACGGGUAGAUGGCGAGGGGCAAGGUCACCGACAAGCCUCCUGACUCGUAGGCGGGUGCUCCAAGCGUGGGUAACGUCGACUUGAGCGAGGUUCAAUGGCCUGAGGGCAUCAAAGAGAUUCAACUGCUGCUGUUCGACGAGGCGGUUGAAGGGGUGGUGCCGGUGGGUCUGGAACGUCUUUCAUUCUGCGCGCUCCGACUUUCCUGCGGGCCUUCUGACUGCACGUCUUGAGACCCUGUCAAUCGUUCGCUUGUUGGAACGAAUUUUCCUUCGGGCCUGCGAGAGAUCUUUCUUGGAGAAGCUUUUGACCAGCCUAUGGAAGACGUCGUGUGGCUGGACAGACUUGAGUGAUUGCCUCUCUCUGGCUGCAAUCAGCCUAUUGAUAACGUGAGGUAGCCGCCGGCGCUGAAAUCGUUGGAAUUUUCAACACCUUCGGGGAUUCGCUUACUGGAAAACCCGAGCACGCAUUUUCGCGAACUUGACCUUGUAGGUGUCUCCGACUAACCCUUUACUACUUUGCGGGCGAGCCUUGAGACUCCUUGACUAGACAACAACGUCUGUCAGCCGCUUGAAGGUGUUCACUGGCCGAGUGAGCUUCUCACUUUGGGGCUUGGUUCUACUUUACAGGGCUCGACAGCCCUCGAAUCUUUGAAACCUAUACUGGGUGGACGAUAUAGAUUGAGCAGAUCCCCCUGGCUGCAGGGUGAACGUCGUGAUGGAUUUCUACAUUGAGAGCGCUGUUUGGGGGUUUGAUAAUGAACAUGAUUGUUCCAUGACCUGGAGUGUUUGGACGAUGUCUGCAUCUGUAUGGGCUUUUUGGAUGACGGGAGUCUGGACUAUUUCGAGGUCUACGACCAGCAGGAGGACUACGAAAUGUUGAGAGCACGAUGUAGCGUGCCUUGUCUAUAGUCGUGAUAGUGGAAAAGGCGGUUGAAUGGCCGUCGUGUCAGCAACUAUCAAUGAUUUAUCACGCGAGACGUGUUGGUAGGAAGGCCUUUCAGUCUGAGCAGGAAUUUUCGUCAUUGGUAGGUUUGCCAUUGGCUUGAGUUCGAUGCAUUGCUAGAGCCUUCUGUGCCAUGCUUGAAUGGCGACAGAAAGUACGAAACCUGCGUUGCCGUACUUGCUGGGUUUAUUUUGAAGAAGCCGUCGCGAAAACUUGUAACAACGGAACACGUGGCCGUCAAACGUUCUGAUGUAGAUAAGAAUCUUCAUCUUGUCCAGUCAGCACAGUGUUUAGGGCACAAAUUGGUGAUCGGUUUCGGCGUAAAGAGCAUACUCUUCUGCACCCAUCAUUUGUUGGCAGUUUGCGGGUAUGGCCAUGAAUUCCACGUCAUUGUUCAAUGGUAGGUCCACGCCCUGUUUUUGUUUUCUUUGGGCUCAAGGCUUGCCCUCGGCUCGUCAAGCCUUGGCCUCGCAGGGCGCCACGAUGUUGCAGUGUCGGGGGUGUACACGAUUAGACAUGUAAGAGCUUGGCAUUCGCAAGAUCACUUGUUUUCAAGAGUUGGAGGGCGGGUAUUGAAACGCUGGCUAAUGGUGCCUGGUCUGAAAGGCAGGCAGUAUCUUUCACGUUCCCUACGGACCCAUCGCCGGGUUCACGAACCUGCUCCCCCAGGGUCCCAACCAGGCCGGAGAAUGCGCUCUGCAGGAACAAUGAAGAAGGUGGGUAUCUGG
This is a messenger RNA of Ectocarpus sp. CCAP 1310/34, 2119 nucleotides long. The record is from the annotation of a GenBank genome assembly. Lineage: Eukaryota; Phaeophyceae; Ectocarpales; Ectocarpaceae.